AAUCUUUACUGGUAACAGAGCCUAGUUUGCCACAGAAGCUAAUGUUAACCCAGUUACUACAAAAAUCGAAGUUAUAUCAUGUUUCGUUGCAUUUCGUUACUUUUUUUGUGAACCGAAUAUACCUGAACAACACCAACAUCCAUAAUCCAUGUGCUUUUCCCAGUUUUUUUUUUUUAAUUGCACGCUGUUUUUAAAAGCCAAUCGAUUUAAUUCGACGGAUUUUUAACGGAGUUCAACGUAAAAAUCGUCGCUCGUCCGAAACGGGGAAUUUUGAAGCAUGCAACAGCUGGAGCAGGUGGAGUGGGAUGUGGUGAAUAAACUUCUGCAGCAUCAUGGCUUUAAGCCGGUGUUCUUUGCAGACCCCGUGGAGAAUAAGAACCUCACAGAUUUGGUGCUUUUGGACAAGAAGUCAGCUGGUGAGUUAAGGACAACUCUGAGGACAAUGCUGAUGGACUCUGAGAGGAGACAGGCUCUGAUCCAGGAGCUUGUUAUGUCCAACAACCAUCUCAAAGAGGAGGUUCAGAAGCACACGAGCCGAGCAGCUCAGCAGUCUCAGAGAGCCACAGAGCUGGAGGGGCUGCUGGACCAGGUGAAGACCCGAGUCCAGGACCUGGAGGACCGCUGCCUCUGCAAGGCCGUCCAGCAGCACAGCCUGAGCCAGCAGCUGCAGCUGGAGUACAGAGAGACGCAGAAGCGUUGUCGGCUACUGGAGCAGCAGCUGUCCAAGCAGAAGGAAGAAGCUGCGCAGCUCCAGAGAAAACUCUAUUUUACCGUCAAAGAAGAAGAGCAGCGGCUAGCUCGACAGAGUCAAACAUUUCAGAGGAUCUGCAAGAAGGCGUACAAGCAGAGCUCUGCAGCAGACCAGCAGGUGCUGGACGUAAUCGACUUCUACGAAACUAAAGUAACUCUUCUGCUGGAGGAACUCAGAUCAGCCAAAGGAGAGUUUGAAGGAUCUAAAACGACAAAAACGUCCACCGUCGCCACCCCACCUUUGAAGACUAUCCUCAAGGAAUACCAGGAUCAACAGAAGAAAAGCGACUUUCAGAUAAAAGAACUAAAGAAGGAAAUUGAUUGCCUCAGACAAGAGUUGGACACAAGAUUGCCUAAAGAAGACAACCCAAGUGAGAGUAAUGACGUCACCGACCACUUCAGGGACACUAGAGUGUGUCUCCACUACCAACACCUGCUGACUGAGAUUAGUGCGCUUGUUGCCAAUCCCAAUGCCCCGUUAAGGCUGAGGAGCAAACGCUCCAUGAAUGGUUUGGAGCUGCCAGACUAUCGGGCUCUCCUGCCAACGCUGGAGGAGUGGGCCCAGCAGCUCCAGCUGCUGAAGGAGCUGCAGCGCAGCAUCAAUAAACUGUCUGUCAGACUGAUGCCGGGGCAGCCUUCUGACGUUAACAGUGCCGAAGCUGUGAAGGUGGAGAACAUGAUGCUGCUGGUGGACACGCUGUUGGAGAACGUUUCUGCAGACGAUCAGCAGAAGCUCAGGAGCCCCACUCGCUACACUCUGGAAUCCAUGGUGUCUCAUUUCCAGAAGCUGUUUGAUGUUUCCUCCAUCAGCGGGGUUUAUCCAUGUAUGAACAAGGUCUACACCCGGCUGGGAGAGAUGACCAACGCCAUGAGGAACCUCAGAGAAAUUCUGGGCCUAGACAGCAGAGUUUCUUCUGUUGAGGUUGUAAACCAGGUGGCCAGACUGGUCUCCUCAAAAGAUGAUAGAGGAGGAUUCCAUCAUUUACUGGGAGACGCUGACAUUAACAGCAUCAUCAUCAAAGUGAGGCAGCAUGAUGAGUUCUUCCCCGCUUUCCAUGCCCUUGUUACAGACAUGUUAGAAAUUUUAGGUGUGAACCGUCUGAGUGACAUCCUUCCUGCUCUGAAGUCUCUGACACGAACAAGUCACUGA
Molecule: messenger RNA, 1900 nt
Organism: Nematolebias whitei (Rio pearlfish)
Lineage: Eukaryota; Metazoa; Chordata; Actinopteri; Cyprinodontiformes; Rivulidae
Gene: cep70
Product: centrosomal protein 70
Exons: 15
Coding region: 278-1900 (540 amino acids)
Biological process (GO): cilium assembly; regulation of microtubule cytoskeleton organization
Cellular component (GO): centrosome
Molecular function (GO): gamma-tubulin binding
Source: RefSeq, a predicted model, not a curated record